AUGGUCAAGUCCACUCUCCUCCUCGGCGCCCUCGCCGCUAUGACCUCCUACGUCGCCGCCAAGGAGAUCAAGGUCAACGAGGAGAAGGCCGCUAGGCUAUACGACUCAGGCGAGGUGCACAACAAGCUCAUGGCCAGCAAGCAGGCUGUCUGGGCGAAGCAAGAGGCCGCUGGUGCUUUCGCCAGCGAGCAGUAUCCCAAGCUCGGCUACACAAAGUGUGUCGACGGUUACGCAGAGGCUAUCAAGGGUGAUGCCAACAACACCUUUGCUUGCCACAACGCCGAUCUUUACUCGUUCUUGAGUCAUGCUGCGCUGGGUAGCACCGGCGGUCGAGGCUCGUCCUCAUGGGGAUGGACUUCCGAUACCGGACGUGAGUUUGUCGCUGUCGGUCAGUACGACGGCACUGCUUUCGCAGAAAUCACCAAGAAGGGACAGCUCGUCUAUCUCGGUCGUCUGCCCGAGUACUCUGUCCCCUCCCAGUGGCGCGAGAUCCGCACGUACAAGAACUACGUCAUCAUCGGAUCCGAAGCCGUCGGUCACGGUAUUCAGAUCUUUGACAUGAAGAAGCUUCUCAAGAUCAACCCCAAGAGCCCUGUUGUGUUUGACGCAAAGAAGGAUCUCACUAGCCACUUUUCCGCUCUGCUGCCGGUUGGUCGAGCUCACAAUGUUGUUGUCAACGAGGAGUUGAAGUAUGGUGUUGCUGUUGGUGCUCAGCCGCGCACUGACCCCAAUUGUCUCUCUGGACUUAAUUUCUUUGAUCUUACUGAUCCCUCUAACCCAGAGUCUCUUGGAUGCGCCAAGGGCGAUGGAUACGUCCACGAUGCGCAGUGUCUUGUUUAUCGUGGUCCUGAUAAGCGCUACCAGGGCCGUGAUAUCUGCUACGGAUAUAAUGAGGAUACUCUGACUAUCUACGAUGUCACUGACAAGGCGAAUGUUACCAACAUCAUCUCCAAGAUCUCUUACGAGGGUGCUUCUUACACACAUCAAGGUUGGGUUCUCGACACUCAAAACCAAGAAUUCCUUGUCUUGGACGACGAACUCGAUGAGCGUGACGGUAAAGGUCCUGGUUCUGACGGUUAUCCCGUCACUUUCAUCUGGGACAUCCGUGAUCUUGAGAACCCCAAGCAGACCGGUGUUUUCAAGCACCCCACCAAGUCCAUCGACCACAACCAGUACGUCAUCAACAACUACAUCUACCAGUCUCACUACGGCGCUGGCCUCCGCGUCCUCGAUGGUCGCUCCAUUCCUCAAGACCCCACCGGUGCUGGUGUUUACGAAGCCGCUUGGUUCGACAUCUACCCCGAGGAUGAUGCCCUUCCCGGUGGCGGUAGUGUUGCUUUUGUUGGAACUUGGUCUUCUUAUGCUUACUUCAAGUCGGGAUACAUCUUCAUUAACACUAUUGAGCGUGGUGCUUUUGUUGUCAAGCUUACCAAGGAUGCUUUCAAGAAGCCAAAGAACUAA
Fusarium verticillioides 7600 is the source of this 1461-nucleotide messenger RNA. RefSeq lists its product as hypothetical. The transcript has 2 exons. The record is from RefSeq and is a predicted model, not a curated record. Gene Ontology annotation, cellular component: extracellular region. NCBI's taxonomy places the organism in Eukaryota, Fungi, Ascomycota, Sordariomycetes, Hypocreales, Nectriaceae. The coding region runs from base 1 to 1461 and encodes 486 amino acids.